UCAGCUUGUAAAAGUACAUUUCAACACUGAGAAACAUCAAUAACAAUGUAAUAGCUUUUUCCUUAUUGUAUACUCAAAAUUGUGUUCAAGUGCAAACAUUACUAUUGUUAUCGUUACCUAAACAAAAUGGUCUUCAAGUGCAAAUAUUUUCAAAAUUUAACACGUAACACAUGACCCAUAAAUAAGUUAUGGAGGUAGGUCAAGUCAAAGUCGCUGAAGAUAAAGAUUUUGAGAAUUUAAAACUUCUGGUUGACAAUCAUUCAGGAUGGAAACUGGACUAUAGCAAAAAUAAUAUUCAUGUGUGGACAAAAAAUGUAUCAAAUACCAAUUUUAAAAUGGUUAAGGUCAAAGCCGUGUUUGCCGACAUAAACCCAGAGCAGCUGUAUGACGUGCUACAUGAUCCGGAAUACCGGAAGGUUUGGGACCAGCAUAUGAUCGAAGCUAAAGACAUAGGUUGUCUUAACCCCAACAAUGACGUCGGUUACUACUCCAUGUCGUGUCCUAAGCCUCUGGGAAACAGGGACUUUGUUCUUCAGCGAUCCUGGCUCGACCUGGGCAAUGAGAAGUAUAUACUAAACCAUUCUGUGUACCACUGCCAGCAUCCGCCACGUCAGGGUUUCAUCAGGGCCACUUCCUAUCUCACUGGUUACCUGGUUCGCUCAUACCCUGAUAUCCCGGGCUGUGAACUCGGCUACAUCUCUCAAACUGAUCCCCAGGGUACUCUACCUCCAUGGUUGGUCAACCGUGUCACACAGAUAUUUGGCCCCAAGCUGAUCAAGGAUCUACAGAAGGCAAGCCUUGGCUACCUAGGAUGGAAGGCCAAACACAAUCCCCACUGGAAGCCUUGGCACUAUCCGGAACAGAUACUUUCACCUCGUAUAAAAAUGCAUGAAUGCGUGAGAUCUCCUGCCGAACUGGAAUACAAAAGCGAAGCCGAUGCCAAGUUGGAGGCUGCCCUUGUCAAGCACAAAAAAAGCAAAAUGAAGAAGGAGAAAAACAAAUAAAGUGCUAGUAAGAUAAACAUAUGCAAAUUGACUUUGAAAGUCCAAUGUUAUUCUAAAGUAGUCUGUAAGCAGAUGUUUCAGUAACUUUUUCAUGAAAUUGUAUUCUUGUUUUAAAUUUUAUUUAGAGCUGUUUCUUUAAUAAACACUGUAUAAAUUGUUGUUAA
Homalodisca vitripennis (glassy-winged sharpshooter) is the source of this 1168-nucleotide messenger RNA. RefSeq names its product START domain-containing protein 10-like. Lineage: Eukaryota; Metazoa; Arthropoda; Insecta; Hemiptera; Cicadellidae. Bases 189 to 1004 code for a protein of 271 amino acids. The record is from RefSeq and is a predicted model, not a curated record. Gene Ontology annotation, molecular function: lipid binding. The transcript has 7 exons.